Octodon degus (degu) is the source of this 11329-nucleotide messenger RNA. It is a transcript of the gene Lama5, whose product is annotated as laminin subunit alpha 5. The record is from RefSeq and is a predicted model, not a curated record. The transcript has 80 exons. Lineage: Eukaryota; Metazoa; Chordata; Mammalia; Rodentia; Octodontidae. The annotation marks the transcript as partial. Gene Ontology annotation, cellular component: basement membrane. Gene Ontology annotation, molecular function: signaling receptor binding. Gene Ontology annotation, biological process: regulation of embryonic development; cell adhesion; axon guidance.
GCGCUGCUGGGAGCCGCGCGGGCGCGGGCCGCGGAGGACGGAGGCUUCAGCCUUCACCCGCCGUACUUCAACCUGGCCGAGGGCGCGCGCAUCGCCGCGUCCGCGACCUGCGGCGAGGAGGCCCCGGCGCGCGGGCCCCCGCGCCCCACCGAGGACCUCUACUGCAAGCUGGUGGGCGGCCCCGUGGCCGGCGGGGACCCCAACCAGACCAUACAGGGACAGUACUGUGACAUCUGCACAGCCUCCAACAUCAAUAAGGCACACCCUGUAAGCAACGCCAUCGAUGGCACAGAGCGCUGGUGGCAGAGCCCGCCACUGUCUCGCGGCCUGCAGUACAAUGAGGUCAACGUCACCCUGGACCUGGGCCAGGUCUUUCACGUGGCCUACGUGCUCAUCAAGUUCGCCAACUCCCCUCGGCCAGACCUCUGGGUGCUGGAGCGCUCCACAGAUUUCGGCCUCACCUACCAGCCGUGGCAGUUCUUCGCCUCCUCCAAGACGGAUUGCCUGGAGCGAUUUGGGCCACAGACGCUGGAGCGAAUCACGCGGGAUGACGACACCAUCUGCACCACUGAGUAUUCGCGCAUAGUGCCCCUGGAGAAUGGCGAGAUUGUGGUGUCCCUGGUGAAUGGGCGUCCGGGAGCCAUGAACUUUUCCUACUCCCCGCUGCUGCGAGCCUUCACCAAAGCCACCAACGUCCGGCUGCGGUUUCUGCGCACCAACACUCUGCUGGGCCACCUCAUGGGCAAGGCCCUGCGGGACCCCACUGUCACCCGCCGGUAUUACUACAGCAUAAAGGACAUCAGCAUCGGCGGCCGCUGUGUCUGUCACGGCCACGCGGAUGUCUGUGACGCUAAAGACCCUUUGGACCCUUUCAGGCUGCAGUGUGCCUGUCAGCACAACACAUGCGGGGGCUCCUGUGACCGCUGCUGCCCUGGCUUCAACCAGCAACCGUGGAAGCCGGCCACCACUGACAGUGCCAACGAGUGCCAGUCCUGUAACUGCCAUGGCCAUGCCCAGGACUGUUACUAUGACCCUGAGGUGGACAAGCGCAAUGCCAGCCAGAACCAGGACAAUGUGUACCAGGGUGGGGGGGUGUGCAUCGACUGCCAGCAUCACACCACCGGCAUCAACUGUGAGCGCUGCCUGCCCGGCUUCUACCGAUCCCCCGACCACUCUCUUGAUUCCCCGCACGCCUGUCUCCGCUGCAACUGUGAGUCGGCUUUCACUGAUGGGACGUGUGAGGACCUGACCGGCCGCUGCUACUGCCGGCCGAACUUCACUGGCGAGCGCUGCAGCGCGUGUGCUGAGGGCUUCAUGGGCUUCCCACACUGCUACCCUGUACCAGCCUCCCACAACGACACACGGGAGCAAGUGCUGCCAGCGGGGCAGAUUGUACAUUGUGAAUGCAGUGCCAGUGGGACCCAGGGCAAUUCCUGCCGAAAGGACCCGAGGGUUGGCCACUGCGUGUGCAAGCCCAACUUCCAGGGUGCCCACUGCGAGCUCUGUGCCCCCGGGUUCUAUGGAUCGAGCUGCCAGCCAUGCCAGUGUUCUAGUCCCGGGGUGUCUGAUGGCCUCUGUGACCCUGACUCCGGCCAGUGUGUGUGUCGCGUAGGCUUUGAGGGGGCUUCCUGUGACCACUGUGCCCCUGGCUACUUCCGUUUCCCUCUGUGCCAGCUGUGUGGGUGCAGCCCUGUAGGGACCCUGCCUGAAGGCUGCGAUGACACUGGCCAUUGCCCGUGCCGGCCCGGGUUUGAUGGCCCCUACUGUGACCGCUGCAGCCCAGGCCACCACGGUUACCCCAAUUGCCAAGCCUGCGCCUGCGACCCCCAGGGAGCCCUGGAGCAGUUCUGUGGGGCAGGGGGCUUGUGCCGUUGCCGUCCCGGCUACGCGGGUGCCGCCUGCCAGGAGUGCAGCCCCGGCUUCCAUGGCUUCCCCACCUGCAUCCCAUGCCACUGCUCCAUGGACGGCUCCCUGCACUUGGCCUGUGACCCCCGGACAGGGCAGUGCAGCUGCCGGCCUGGUGUGACGGGGCUGCGGUGCGACAUGUGUGUGCCUGGGGCCUACAACUUCCCCUCCUGUGAAGCUGGCUCCUGUCACCCUGCUGGCCUGGCCCCAGCCAAUCCCACGGCUCCUAAGGCACAGGGCUCCUGUGUGUGCCGAGCUCACGUGGAGGGGCCAAGCUGUGACCGCUGUAAACCUGGCUUCUGGGGGCUCAGCCUCAGCAACCCUGAGGGCUGUACGCGCUGUAGCUGUGACCCCAGGGGCACACUGGGUGGAGUCUCCGAGUGCCAGCCGGGCAGUGGCCAGUGCUUCUGCAAGCCCCACGUGUGUGGCCAGACCUGCACGGCGUGCAAGGACGGUUUCUUCGGGCUGGACCAGGCCGAUUACUUUGGCUGCCACAGCUGCCAGUGUGAUGUUGGCGGUGCGCUGGGCCAGGGCUGUGACCCGAAGACGGGCGCCUGCCGGUGCCGACCCAACACCCAGGGCCCUACCUGCAGCGAGCCCGUGAAGGACCACUACCUGCCCGACCUGCACCACCUGCGGCUGGAGCUAGAGGAGGCAGCCACCCCCGAGGGCCAAGCCGUGCGCUUUGGCUUCAACCCACUGGAGUUCGAGAACUUCAGCUGGAGGGGCUAUGCCCACAUGGCGUCCAUCCAGCCCAGGAUCGUAGCCAGGCUGAACAUUACCUCCCCUGACCUCUUCCGGUUGGUCUUCCGCUACGUCAACCGAGGGCCCACAAGUGUGAGCGGCCGGGUCUCCGUGCGUGAGGACGGCAAGUUUGCCCCCUGCACCAACUGCACAGAGCAGAGCCAGCCUGUGACCUUCCUGCCCAGCACCGAGCCAGCCUUCGUCACCGUACCCCAGAGGGGUCUUGGGGAGCCCUUUGUGCUAAACCCUGGCACCUGGGCCUUGCUUGUGGAGGCUGAAGGGGUGCUCCUGGACUAUGUGGUUCUCCUGCCCAGCGCCUACUAUGAGGCUGCCCUCCUGCAGCUGCGUGUGACUGAGGCCUGCACCUACCGCCCCUCUGACCAUCACUCUGGGGAGAACUGCCUGCUCUAUGCCCACCUCCCUCUGGAUGGCUUCCCCUCUGCAGCCGGGCCCGAGGCCGUGUGUCGCCAGGACAACAGCUUGCCCCGGCCCUGCCCUGUGGAGCAGCUCAGCUCUUCCCACCCCCCAGUGGCCGCCUGCCUGGGCAGUGACGUGGAUGUCCAUCUCCAGGUGACCGUGCCACGGCCUGGCCGCUAUGCCCUGGUGGUGGAGUAUGCCAACGAGGAUGCCCGCCAGGAGGUGGACGUGGCUGUGCACACGCCCGAGCGGGCCCCUCAGCUGGGAGCCAUCGCUCUGCAUCCCUGCACAUACAGAACCCUGUGUCGGGGGCCUGUCCUGGAUGCCCAGCACCUCAUGGCCUCCUUCUACCUGGACUCGGAGGCCAGCAUCCGGCUCUCAGCGGAGCAGGCACGCUUCUUCCUGCACCGUAUCACACUGGUGCCUGUGGAGGAGUUCACCGCAGAGUUUGUGGAGCCCCGGGUCCACUGCAUGAGCAGCCACGGCAUCUUCGGGCCCGGCAGGGCCGCCUGCUUGCCCUCCCGCUUCCCGAAGCCGCCACAGCCCAUCAUCCUCAGGGACUGCCAGGUGCUGCCGCUGCCGCCCGGCCUCCCCCUGACUCACUCGCAGGAGCUCGCCCCUGGGGCAGCCCCAGCUGGACCCCAGCCUCGGCCCUCCACUGCUGUGGAUGCUGACGCAGAUCCCACCUUGCUGCGCCACCCCCAGGGCACCGUAGUCUUCACCACACAGGUGCCCGCCCUGGGCCGCUAUGUCUUCCUGCUGCAUGGCUACCAGCCAGCCCACCCCACCUUCCCUGUUGAGGUUCUCAUCGACGGGGGCCGCGUCUGGCAGGGCCACGCCAACGCCAGCUUCUGCCCACACGGCUACGGCUGCCGCUCCCUGGUGCUGUGCGAGGGCCAGGCUGUGCUGGAUGUGACUGACAGCGAGCUCACAGUGACCGUGCGUGUGCCUGAGGGCCGGUGGCUCUGGCUGGACUACGUGCUUGUGGUCCCCGAGGAUGCCUACAGCUCCAGCUACCUGCGGGAGGAGCCGCUGGACAAAUCGUAUGACUUCAUCAGCCAUUGUGCUGCCCAUGGCUACCACAUCAGCCCCAGCAGCUCGUCCCUAUUCUGCCAAGACUCUGCCACCUCGUUGUCUCUCUUCUAUAAUAACGGGGCCUUGCCUUGUGGCUGCCAUGAAGUGGGCGCCACAGGCCCCACGUGCGAACCCUUUGGGGGCCAGUGUCCCUGCCGGGCCCACAUCAUUGGCCGUGACUGCUCCCGCUGUGCCACUGGCUACUGGGGCUUUCCCAACUGCAGACCCUGCGACUGUGGUGCCCGCCUGUGUGACGAGCUCACAGGCCGGUGUAUCUGCCCACCGCGCACGGUGCCUCCUGACUGCCUGGUGUGCCAGCCGCAGACCUUUGGCUGCCAUCCCCUGGUCGGCUGCGAGGAGUGCAACUGCUCGGGGCCCGGCGUCCAGGAGCUCACGGACCCUACCUGUGACGUGGACAGCGGCCAGUGCAGGUGCAGACCCAACGUGGCCGGACGCCGCUGUGACACCUGUGCCCCGGGCUUUCACGGCUACCCCAGCUGCCGCCCGUGUGACUGCCAUGAAGCUGGCACUGCACCGGGCGUGUGUGACCCGCUCACAGGCCAGUGCUACUGCAAGGAGAAUGUGCAGGGCCCGCGGUGUGACCAGUGCCGCCUUGGGACCUUCUCCCUCGAUGCUGCCAACCCCAAGGGCUGCACCCGCUGCUUCUGCUUUGGGGCCACAGAGCGCUGCAGCAGCUCUGCCCACGCCCGCCAUGAGUUCAUGGACAUGGACGGCUGGACCCUGCUGAGUGCUGACCGCCAAGUGGUGCCCCACGAGCGACGGGUGGAAGUGGAGCUGCUGUACGCGGACCUGCGGCAUCUGGCCGACUCCAUCCCCGAGCUGUACUGGCAAGCCCCGCCCUCCUACCUGGGAGACCGGGUGCCCUCCUACGGUGGCACCCUCCGCUAUGAGUUGCACUCAGAGACCCAACGUGGAGACAUCUUCAUCCCCACCGAGAGCCGGCCGGACGUGGUGCUGCAGGGCAACCAGAUGAGCGUCACCUUCCUGGAGCCGGCAUACCCCGCACCCGGCCGUGUCCAUCGUGGGCAGCUGCUGCUGGUGGAGGGAAACUUCCGGCAUACGGAGACCCACAAUGCUGUGUCCCGGGAGGAGCUCAUGAUGGUCCUGGCAGGCCUGGAGCAGCUGCAGAUCCGCGCCCUCUUCUCGCAGAUCUCCUCUGCUGUCUCCUUGCGUAGGGUGGUGCUGGAGGUGGCCAGCGAGAUGGGCAGAGGACCUCCAGCCAGCAAUGUGGAGCUGUGCAUGUGUCCCGCCAACUACCGUGGGGACUCGUGCCAGGAGUGUGCCCCUGGCUAUUACCGGGAUAUCAAAGGACUCUUUCUGGGCCGAUGUGUCCCCUGUCAGUGCCAUGGCCACUCAGACCACUGCCUCUCUGGUUCUGGCGUCUGUGUGGGCUGCCAGCACAACACAGAGGGGGACCGCUGUGAGCGCUGCCAGGCCGGCUUUGUGAGGAGCAGGCCCGAGGACCCCUCAGCCCCCUGUGUCAGCUGCCCCUGCCCUCUGGCAGCGCCUUCCAACAACUUCGCGGAGGGCUGCGUCCUGAGAGGCGGCCGCACCCAGUGCCUCUGCAGACCUGGCUAUGCUGGGGCCUCCUGCGAGCGGUGCGCACCCGGCUUCUUCGGAAACCCUCUGGUGCUGGGCAGCUCAUGCCAGCCCUGUGACUGCAGUGGCAACAGUGACCCCAACAUGAUCUUCAGUGACUGUGACCCCUUGACGGGCGCCUGUCGUGGCUGCCUGCGCCAUACCACAGGACCUCACUGCGAGAGCUGUGCCCCUGGCUUCUAUGGCAACGCCCUCCUGCCCGGCAACUGUACCCCCUGUGACUGCUCCCCAUGUGGGACGGAGGCCUGUGACCCCCAGAGUGGCCACUGCUUGUGCAAGGCAGGCGUGACAGGGCAGCAGUGUGACCGCUGCCAGGAGGGACACUUCGGUUUUGAGGGCUGUCAGGGCUGCCGCCCUUGUGCCUGUGGACCAGCCGCCCAGGGGGCCGCGUGCCAUCCCCAGAGUGGGCAGUGCCACUGCCGACCAGGAGCUGGGGGGCUUCAGUGUCGGGAGUGUGCCCCUGGCUACUGGGGGCUCCCGGAGCAGGGCUGCAGGCGCUGCCAGUGCCCGGGGGGCCACUGUGACCCCCACACAGGCCACUGCACCUGCCCGCCGGGGCUCAGCGGAGAGCGCUGCGACUCCUGCAGCCAGCAACACCAGGUGCCUGUGCCAGGCAGCCCUGGGGGCCCGGGCAUCCACUGCGAAGUGUGUGACCACUGUGUGGUCUUGCUCCUGGACGACCUGGAGCGGGCUGGCACCCUCCUCCCUGCCAUCCGCGAGCAGCUGCGUGGUGUUAAUGCCAGCUCUGCAGCCUGGGCCCAGUUGCACAUGCUGAACGCCUCCAUCGCUGACCUUCAGGGCCAACUCCGAAGCCCGCUGGGGCCCCGCUCCCAGACAGAGCAGCAGCUGCAGACGCUGGAGCAGCAGAGCCUGGACUUGGAGCAGGGUGUACAGCGGCUGAGCAGCCAGGCCACAGGGGCCCAUGACCAGGCAGGCUGGAUGCUGGACAGCACUGAGGGCGUGCUGCGCCGUGCACAGGCACUGCUGGUGACUGUCCAGGCUGUGGACCACGCUCUGCGCGAGCUGGUCUCUCAGCUGGGCCAUGUGUCACCAGCCAACGCGUCGAUCCCGUCGGGUGAGCAGCUGCGUCGGACCCUGGCAGAGGCGGAUAAGCUGCUGCAGGAGAUGCGGGACCGCAGCCUUCGGGCUCCCCAGGCCGCAGCUGAAAAUGAACUGGCCGAGGCCCAGCGGUUGCGGGCCCGUGUGCAGGAGCAGCUGAGCAGACGCUGGGAGAAGAACCAGGAGCUGGCUAAACACAUCCGCGACCGGCUGGCCCAGCAUGAGGCCGGCCUCAUGGACCUGCGAGAGGCCCUGAACCGGGCGGUGGGCACCACUCGGGAGGCUGAGGAGCUCAACAGCCGCAGCCAGGCGCGCCUGGAGGAAGCCCUGCAACGGAAGCAGGAGCUGUCCCAUGACAAUGCCACCCUGAAGGCCACCCUGGAGGCUGCUGGCCGCAGCCUGGCCCGCGUCUCUGAACUCCUGCAGGGCAUGGAGCGGGCAAAGGAGGACCUGGAGCACCUGGCUGCCAGCCUGGAUGGGGCCUGGACCCCGCUGCUGGAGAAGAUAGGGACCUUCUCCCCCGCCGGCAGCAAGGUGGACUUGGUGGAGACCGCUGAGGUCCACGCGGAGCAACUAGACCAGCUGGCGCUCAACCUGUCCGGCAUCAUCCUCGGUAUCAACCGAGACCGUUUCAUCCAGAGGGCCGUGGAGGCCUCCAGCGCCUACAGCAGCAUCCUGAAGGCCGUGCAGGCUGCCGAGGACGCCGCAGGCCGGGCCUGGCAGCAGGCGAGCCGCACGUGGGCGGCUGUGGUGGCGCGUGGCCUAGCGUCCCAAACCCAGCAGCUGCUGGCCAACAGCAGCGCCCUUGAGGAGGCUGUGCUCGGGCAGCAGCGGAGGUUGGGCCUUGCGAGGCUCACCCUGGAGGGUGCCAGGAACCAGCUCAACGACAUCCAGGCCGCGAAGGACCAACUUGUGGCCCGAAUCCAAGAGGCGCAGGCCAUGCUGGCCAUGGACACAGGUGAGACUAGUAAGAAGAUUGCCCAUGCCAAGGCUGUGGCCGCCAAAGCCCAGGACACGGCCACUCGCGUGCAGUCCCAGCUUCGGGAUAUGCAGAGGAACCUGGAGCGGUGGCAGGGCCAGUUUGGGGGCCUGCAGGGUCAGGACCUGGGCCAGGUGGUGCUGGACGCAGGCCGCUCAGUGUCCUCCCUGGAGAAGACACUCCCGCAGCUCCUGGCCAAGCUGAGCCUGCUAGAGAACCGCAACACGCACAACGCCAGCCUGGCCCUGGCAGCCAGCAUCGGCCGCGUGCGGGAGCUUAUCGCGCAGGCCCGGGGCGCUGCCAGCAAGGUCAAGGUGUCCAUGAAGUUCAACGGGCGCUCAGGGGUGCAGCUGCGCAUGCCCCGGGACCUUGCCGACCUUGCCGCCUACACCGCCCUCAAGUUCCACCUGCAGAGCCCCGAGCCAGCGCCGGAGCCCGGUCAGGAGGCCGGGGACCGCUUUGUGCUGUACAUGGGCAGCCGCCAGGCCACUGGGGACUACAUGGGUGUGGCUCUGCGGAACCGGAAGGUGCACUGGGUGUACCGGCUGGGGGGUGCCGGCCCCGUGACGCUCAGCAUUGACGAGGACAUCGGGGAGCAGUUUGCAGCCGUCAGCCUUGACAGAACCCUCCAGUUUGGCCACAUGUCCAUCACCGUGGAGGAGCCGAUGGUCCAGGAGACUAAGGGUGAUGCCGUGGCCCCUGGGGUGGAGGGGCUGCUCAGCCUACAGCCCGACGACUUUGUCUUCUAUGUGGGCGGGUACCCCAGCAGCUUCACGCCCCCCGCACCCCUCCGCUUCCCUGGCUUCUGGGGCUGCAUUGAGCUGGACACGCUGAAUGAGGAGGUGGUCAGUCUCUACAACUUCGAGAGGGCCUUCCGGGUAGACACAGCUGUGGAUAGGCCUUGUGCCCGCUCCAAGUCAACAGGGGACCCGUGGCUCACAGAUGGCUCCUACCUGGAUGGAACUGGCUUUGCCCACAUCAGCUUCGAGAGACAGAUGAGCACCACAAAGCGCUUUGACCAGGAGCUGCGGCUCGUGUCCUACAGUGGGAUCCUCUUCUUCCUGAAGUACCAGAGCCAGUUCCUGUGCCUGGCGGUGCUCAGAGGCAACCUCGUGCUCCUGUACGACCUGGGCAUGGGUCUGAAGGAGGCCACCCCGCUGCAGCCACCUCCGCCCCUGACGACAACCAGCAAGGCAAUCCAGGUGUUCUUGCUGGCUGGCAGCCGUAAGCGCAUGCUGGUGCGUGUGGAGCGGGCCACGGUGUUCAGCGUGGAGCAGGACAACAUGCUAGACCUGGCCAGUGCCUACUAUCUGGGUGGUGUGCCACCCGAGCAGCUGCCCCCAAGCCUGCAGCAACUGUUCCCCUCCGGGGGCUCCAUCCGUGGCUGCAUCAAGGGGAUCAAAGCUCUGGGCAAAUACGUGGACCUCAAGAGGCUGAACACCACAGGCAUCAGCUCUGGCUGCACGGCAGACCUGCUGAUGGGACGCACCAUGACUUUCUAUGGCCAUGGCUUCCUGCCUCUGGCGCUGCCCGAUGUGCCGCCCCUCACGGGUGACAUCUACUCCGGCAUUGGCUUUCGCAGCACCGAGGACAGUGGUCUGCUCUACCACCGCGCAUCCCUGGAUGGGCUGUGCCAGGUGUCCCUACAGCAAGGCCACGUGACGCUGCGGCUUCUGAGGACAGAGCUGAAGACACGAGGGGUCUUCAGCGAUGGUGUUCCCCACUAUGUGACCUUCUACAGUAACACCACAGGAGUCUGGCUUUAUGUGGACGACCAGCUACAGCAGAUGAGGCUGUACCGGGGGCCCCCGCCCAGGCAGCAGCCGCCUGAGGAGCCCCCCCAGCUCUCACUGGGGGGCCUGUCCGAGUCCGCCACCUCCUUCCGCAACUUCAGCGGCUGCAUCAGCAAUGUCUUUGUGCAGCGGCUCCAGGGCCCACAGCGCGUGUUGGACCUGCAGCAGAACCUGGGCGGUGUCAAUGUGAGCACAGGCUGCGCCCUGGCCCCGCUCAGCCAGAGCCCAGGCCCUGGCGUACGCCGUCUGCGGGCCAUGGCUCAGAAGGCCUCCCGCCGCAGCCGCCAGCCCCGGCAGGGCCCUGCGUGUAUGCCACCUCUACACCUCAAGAUGACCCAAGAUGCCUUCCAGUUCGGGGGCCCCCUUCCCAGUCGCCUGGAGUUUGCAGGCAUCCUAGACCCCCGCAGGUACCAGCUCCACCUCUCGAUGCUGGUCCGUCCUCGUGCCCCCCAGGGCCUCCUCCUCUUCGCUGCCCCACCGGCGGCUGGUGGCACGUCCCUGGCUCUCUUCCUGAACCAUGGUCGGCUUGUUGCACAGACAGGAGGGCCUGGGCCCCGCCUGCGCGUCCAGAGCCGCCAGCGCUCACGGGCUGGCAGGUGGCACACGGUCUCUGUGCAUUGGGAGGGAAACCAGCUCCAGCUCCUGACAGACGGACUCCACGCGUGGAGCCGCGAGAGGCCCCACCAGCCCAGUGCAAAUGCAACAGCUGCGUGGCCCCACACCCUCUUUGUCGGGGGGCUCCCUGCCAGCAGCCACAGCAUCCACUUGCCAGUGGCCGUCGGGUUCAGUGGCUGUGUGAAGAACCUGCAGGUGGACGGGCAGCCGCUGGGGCCCCCUUCGAGAAUGGUGGGGGUCACGCCCUGCCUCUCAGGACCCCUGGAGAGCGGCCUGUUUUUCCCAGGCAGUGGAGGAGUUGUCACCCUAGAAGCCCCCAGGGCCACUGUGCCCCACCUGAGCCUGGAGCUGGAGGUGCGGCCGUUGGCAGCCACUGGGCUGAUCUUUCACCUGGGCCAGGCCCAGGGCCCCCCCUACCUGCAGCUGCAGAUGUCCAACCAGCAGGUCUUGCUGCGGGCAGAUGAUGGUACAGGUGAAUUUUCCACAUGGGUGACACACCCUGUGGCGCUAUGUGAUGGGCAGUGGCACCGACUGGCAGCCACCAAGGGUGGGAAUGUGCUCCGGUUGGAGGUCGACACUCAGAGCAACCACACCUUGGGACGCUCAGCAACAGCCACAGCCAACAGCCCAGCAGCUCUGCACCUUGGGGGCCUGCCUGAGACCACAGCUGCAGCGUCCGGAGCCCCCCCUUACCAAGGCUGCAUGAGGAAGCUGCUGGUGAAUGGGUCCCCCGUCACCGUGACUCGCUCUGCAGGCGUGCAGGGGGCGGUCGGGGCCAGCGGCUGCCCGGUCACAUAGUCGGUCUGCCCUGUCCACCCCGGCGGGCAGUCGCACCAGCAGGAGGGGCCGGGCCACACCCAGGCACCGCAGCAGCCCAGCUGCCCUCCCUGCACCGCGGCACUCAGUCGGCGUCGUAGGCAGUGCCGUGGAUAUUUAUCUAGGCUAGAUUCUCCAGGUGACAGGUCUCAUUUCUUGAAACGGAUUAAAUUAUCUUCCUAAAUGAAAGGGUAGGAUACUGUAAAAUGGGCUUUUAUAUUCUUAUCUCCCUCCCACCAGUUUUUAGCUGUGAGAUGUGUACCACCACUGGUUCUUUGAGACAAAAAUUAAAAAGUAUCCUGGUCAA